This is a messenger RNA of Anisakis simplex (herring worm), 540 nucleotides long. The record is from the annotation of a GenBank genome assembly. NCBI's taxonomy places the organism in Eukaryota, Metazoa, Nematoda, Chromadorea, Rhabditida, Anisakidae.
GGAAAUCGUUUCAGCCUCAGGAUAAAAGCCACAGUAGCGUAUAUCCGAAGCAAGAUAAAAUCUGGUGAAAACGCUCGUUCAUCGCCAACAAAAGUGGACGCACUCGAAUGGCAACAAUCCUUUCAGAAUUUACUCCAAAAUAAACUUGGUCGUCAGUUAUUUCGAAUGUUUUUGGUGCAUGAGUUCAGUGAGGAGAAUAUCGACUUUUGGACUGAAUGUGAGGAAUAUUCGAAGAUGAAAGCCGGCAAAAAACAAACGGAACAACGCGCCCGAGAUAUUUACAAUAAGUAUUUGGCCGUUCAAGCAUGGCGAGAAGUGAAUUUAGAUACGAUCACUCGUAUGAAGACAAAAGCAGCAAUUGGUGAGGGUGCAGGGCCGGAAACCUUUCUGGUGGCACAAAAGAAAAUCGAAUGUUUGAUGGAGAAGGACAGUUAUCGACGAUUUCUGAAAUCGAAACUCUUUACGGAUAUUUUUGUGGAAACCGAUAAAUGCUCUCCAACGAAUAGCGUCUCGAAAUGUGAAAUUGUCGGUGAUUUAUAG